AUGUCCAUCACUCCAACACCCAGUUGCAGUCAUUCAGAACAGUUCGAACAGCCCAACUACUUUUUCGCACCCGACGACGACAUUUUGAGAGACUGGCUGGAUUCUGAUACUAUAGUCAAUUCCAUUGUUGAUCUUUCCCCCGUUAACACCUUGAGUGAUCUAGUAGACAUAACACCUGAAGAAGAAUUCGAGGGUAAUUAUUCCUCAAUGCCGCAUAGCCUUCGAAGAGUCUUGACCCCACCUUUGGAGUGCGACGAGUCCUCCGUCAGACGGAGCAUACUAUUCGAGUCCUCCAUUCCUCCACCUCCAUGCACAGGAAUGUCCUCUUAUUCGCGAUAUCAUUCGGAGCAACUUCGGCCUUCGAUGCAUCGCGCGCGCCAAAGCGUAUCAUCUAUAGCCUCCUGCUCGACCGUAUACACAAAAUCAGCUCCCGCUCCUGUAAAAUCUAUUCUCACACGACAUGACUCGGGAAUAUCCCUUGCAACUACAACAAAGACUUCUCGCAGGAAAAAGCGGUCACCUCCGUCGGUGAAGUUUGUUGAAGCGCCGACGGUGCAUUAUAACUAUUCACCAAGUCCUCUACAUUCCCCUCUCGCAACCUCAUCGAUUCCGAGAAAGGAUAAGCCAGGUCGAUGGUUUACCCGGUGGUGGAAAAACACCCCGGGUACACCUCCGAGACCGACUAUAUCUGGCCCAUAUAGUUUAGGCCGUACCGCAUCAUUGGUCGAUAUGCAUAGCAGUCGUUCCAGACCGACCAAGUGCGGGAGACUGAAGCGGUUCUGGGUAUGCGUGACGAGUGUGGUCCGAUAG
Messenger RNA from Suillus paluster, 810 nucleotides. RefSeq lists its product as uncharacterized. The transcript is spliced from 5 exons. The coding region runs from base 1 to 810 and encodes 269 amino acids. The record is from RefSeq and is a predicted model, not a curated record. NCBI's taxonomy places the organism in Eukaryota, Fungi, Basidiomycota, Agaricomycetes, Boletales, Suillaceae.